Astrephomene gubernaculifera is the source of this 555-nucleotide messenger RNA. Lineage: Eukaryota; Viridiplantae; Chlorophyta; Chlorophyceae; Chlamydomonadales; Astrephomenaceae. The record is from the annotation of a GenBank genome assembly.
CGAGGGGCCGCAGGUGGCGGAGGGGUGCGCUGAGGAAGCUGAGGUGGAGCUGGGCGGCGAGGAGGAGGAGGAGGAGGAGGGUGGCGGUGCGGGUGCCGCUGAGGACCCCGAGGUGGCCAAGCAGCGGCAGCUCAGAGAGGCCGCCCUGCGUGACCGCAUCGGCGGGCGGCAGGUGGCGGAGGCGCCGGUGCGGCCGCUGAGCGACGUGGCAGCAAAAAUUCUGGCACGGCAGCGCAGCCUGCUGGAGAGGACCCGUGCCAACGCGCCGGUCGGCGAGGGCCCCCCUGCACCUGCUGCAGCUCCUCCCGCCGCCGCCCCGCCCACCUUCAACGUGAGAGCGCUGAUGCAGAGCUUGGCGCAGAGCAAACAACAACAACAGCAGCAACAGGAACGCAAGGUGGGCAGCGCUCCGGCAGCAGCAGCUGCUGCGGCCUCCCAGCACCCGGAGCAGUCGCAGCCCCAUGUGGCGCUGGAGCUGAGGCUGGAUGGGAGCCAGGGGGCGGAGGAGGCGGGCGCGGGCGGCGGGGCGGUGGGGGACGUGCGGAUGAAUGGCGG